This is a messenger RNA of Coregonus clupeaformis (lake whitefish), 2262 nucleotides long. It is a transcript of the gene ubald1a, whose product is annotated as UBA-like domain containing 1a. Bases 153 to 638 code for a protein of 161 amino acids. Gene Ontology annotation, molecular function: protein binding. The record is from RefSeq and is a predicted model, not a curated record. Lineage: Eukaryota; Metazoa; Chordata; Actinopteri; Salmoniformes; Salmonidae. The transcript has 3 exons.
ACUGAUCAGCGCUCCUACAGUAAAUAUUUGUGUUUGCCCAAUCGGCUGUAAUGGUGGACGACUGAGACCGAAAAGAGAGGAAUAAAACCACGAAUAUCGAAGUCCAGACACAACACUACGAGCCGCGAGUAGGAAUAAAGCCUCGGCGCAAAAUGGAGGAACUCAAACACCAAGUAAUGAUAAACCAGUUCGUCUUGACAGCGGGUUGUGCGGCAGAUCAGGCGAAGCAGCUUUUGCAAGCAGCACAUUGGCAAUUUGAGACUGCCCUCAGUGCCUUUUUUCAAGAAACGAAUAUUCCAUACGGUCACCAUCAUCAAAUGAUGUGCACCCCAGCCAACACACCAGCCACCCCGCCCAACUUCCCUGAUGCCCUCACCAUGUUCUCCCGGCUCAAGGCCUCAGAGAGCUUCACCACCAGCAGCCCCAUGGCCUCCAUGGCCACCUCACCCCCUCCUCCACACGGUUGCUGGGGCGUGCCCAUGCCCAUGAGCGGCCCACAGGGUCAGGGACUCUGGACUCAGGGGCAGCCCUCCUCCAACCCCGCAGCCUGGCCCACGGGGGUCACCGUUAACCCCCACACCCACCAACACCCAGCCACCGAACAGAAGGCGAGUGUGGCCAUGGAGGCCGAGAGAUGAGGGGCCAGGACUGGACGGCCCUGGGGGGAGGGAGGGGAGAGGGAUGAGUGAGGAGGAGAGGAAAGGAAAGGAAAGGUGAAGGUGUGUCUCCUUCCAAUUGAGGAUGAGAGGGUGGAGACAGCUACACAAACCAAGACAAACCAAGCAAGUACUAAACGUGGACAAUUCAAGAAGUGGAAACAAUGCAAAUAAGAAAUCAAAAGUAAACUUCUUCUUUUUUUUUAAGCGCACACACUUAGUAAUAAGGAAGAGUCCAACUGAAAUCUUUGUUUAUUAAAAAAUAUUCUCUCUCAGUAAAUGCAUAGAUAAGAGAAAUGUAUGGAACAAAAAAUAUUCAAGUCUAAGGAUUAUACUUAUGAUGUUUUCUGAGACAAGGACUUAAAGGCAGCAACUGUUUCUUUUCAUCUGUCCAUCAAGUGUUUUUCCUCCACUGGGAACCUGUUAUAAAGAGUGUGUGUGUGCUGCAUGGAGAGAGAGGAUCUGGCAGUGCAGUGUUUAUACUCUACUCAUCACAAAUGUGUUUGUGUGCAGUGUGUAACCAUCACACACGCACAGCAGAGCAGAAGAAACAGCGACCUAGUUUUCAUUACCCAUCGCAAGGUGGGACUCUUACCUCACCUAGUCGUCACCUGACUUCUUUCAGCCUAUCAGGGAUUCUCAACUGUUUGACAACGCAGGACAUUUUUUAAAACCGAUUGUGAUUUUUCAGCUCUGGUAUUUGCUCAUGAUGACGAUGAUAUUGUUCAUUGCUAUAGCUUUUCUUUCCAACGAGGGGUGAUGCUUUACUAUUAACCUGGUCUGGAAGAUAGAACUGUCCACUGCAAGGUUUCUGCAGAUUUGGGUAUUAUAUAAAAAUGGUUUGAUAUAUUAUUGUUUAAUAUGUUUUUUUCUUGGUGGUAGGGAGGGGGCAGGGUUUGGGAGGAUUUGAGAGUGGGCGGGAUUUGUUUAGGUUGUGUUUGGGAAGAGCCGAUUGGUGAGGCAAAAACAUUUAUCUACAGAAAAACCAGACUACUAUACUAUUUGUAAAGCAGAACUUGCCACUGCAUGAUGUGCUCAUAAUGUAUACUGUCUUUUGUAGCAAACAUACAUGAAACCGAGACGUGUUUCUGGCUGUGGGGACAGGGGAUACUACAUGGUUUUAUCCGUCCCCUCUGAUAUAUCAUUUGAAUAGCAGCAUUAUACAACUGGUUAUUAUCACGUGUACUGUGAUGCUGCCUAUAGUAGGCUAUGAAAGGCAUUGAUUCAAGGCAAUAUUCACAUGCAAGGUCGGCCCCAUUCAGUUUUGUUGUCGUUGGGUUAUUUAAAUUGAAUAAAGAAUAUAAAAUAAAACCUAGCUAGAAAUAUUUUUGAAUGUUAGUUUAUCUUUCUUUGACAAUAUAAUGAUAAUAAUGAUAAUGAGUAAACCAUCAUUAAUUUGACUAAAAUAAUGUUUCAGUUCAUCCCUUUUCCACCAUUUUGUUUGAAUCCAGGCGUCUCGGGAUGGCCUGUCCCUGAAUGGUUUCUCAUGUAUGUUUCCCCCUGUAUGACUGUAUCGAUAUACCAUUUCCACAAUAUUUGUGGACUACCUGAUAAUUAACUUAUCAUUUUUUGUGUUCCUAAAUAAAUAUUGUAUGUUGACCUUCAA